AUGAAACGUGAAACAGAGGUGUUGUCUUCGACUGACAGCUAUGAAUUUUCUUGUCCACCUCAGGCACACUGGAGACUUAGAGCUAAAUCUGUGUGCAUGCCUGAAGGAAAGUACUCUUGCUUAUAUGAUGUGAACCUUCAAGUUAAUGUAUACAGAGAUAAAUGCAUAAGACCUAGAAUUUUAGGGCCUGUGGUUGCUGUAGGCAUAUAUAUUCUACAGAGAAUUACUAUAAGCCGGAUGAUCAGAAUUGAAAAAGCUAAGCAGGCGGACGUUACACUUGCUAAAAGAUUUAUGCAUAAUUCAGUGAAUGAAAAGAGGUAUUUUGUAAAACUAAUGAUUGUUGGAAAGGAUGGCGCCGGGAAGUCAAGCUUAUUAAGAAGAUUGUUAAAAGAAGAUACCGAGAAUGUAGAGAGCACAGAUGGUAUUGAUAUUGUUGUUCGCCGAUGCAAAAUCAACACAGAAACUGGUGAAUGGGCAAUCUACAAAAAUGGUGUUUCUGAUAAUAAACAAGAGCGCAUUCAGAGAGUUAUAGACCAAGCGUUAGAAAAUAAACCAAAGGACACUGUAACGGAUUCAGAAUCACCAACCCCCAAAUCAGGACCUGAUGAAGUUCAAACUAGAAAUGAGGUUGAAACAAUAAUCAGUGGAACAAUUGAUCAUUCGGAACCAGAACCAGAACCAAAACCAAAACCAGAACCAGAACCAGAACCAGAACCAGGUACAGCAACGGUCAAAACACCAUAUGCAGAAUUAGCAGAGAAAAGACAAAUAAGUCGUCUUGAAACAAUUUCUACUUUUGAAGACGAAAACAUAGAAAAAUUUGAAAUCAUUGAUGAGAAGGAUAACGACAUGAAAGAUACUAUAAAUGACAGUACAAAUAAUACUACCACAACAAACACUCUGAAAGUUAAUGUCAGUAAACAUCGGUCGUCAUCAUCCCUUGAUAUGCCAUCGGGUUUGCUCUCGAAUGUUUUUGCAUCGACGCCGAAUUCAUAUAAUUCUUUGAACCAUUUUGCAUCAUGUGGACUAUGGGACUUCGCAGGACAAAAGGAAUUCUAUGCUACGCAUCAGGCUUUUUUGACAAGUCGUGCUAUAUAUGUGUUGGUUGCUGAAUUUAUGGAAGAUAUUCGUACCGAUGUGGAAAAAAAGUAUUUUGAAAAUAUGCAACAUUCUGGGGAAUAUGUUGAUUUUUGGUUUGAUACUAUUCACUGCCAUCAAACAGAUGAAAAGGAAGGAACACUUUGCCCACCUGUUAUAAUAGUUUUCACUGGAACAGAUAAAUGCAAGGAAAAUAUAGAUAACAGGAAAGAAGUCCUCGAAAGACAAAUAGACCAGGUUUUCGGAAAGCUUGACAAAUACAAACACUUACGAAACAUAUUUUAUUUAUCCAAUACAACGGACACGGACGACGAAUUUGAAAAGUUACGAAGAGAAAUAUCAGAAACAGCGACGAAAAUGAAGACAUGGGGAGAAUGUGUGCCGUUGAAAUGGAUUCUUUUAGAGUAUUUGAUGGAAGUUAAUAUGGAAAAAGGAAAGAAUUUCAUUGACAUUUCUGACAUGCGUGAGAUGGCUGCACAUUCUGAAAUUGGAAUUAAAGACUCGAAAGACGUGUCAAAGUUUCUUUGUUUUCAGCAUGAGGUAGGAAACAUUAUAUAUUUUGAAGAUAUACCAGAUUUGAUUAUUCUCAAUCCACAAUGGCUGGUAGAUGCUUUUCGAUGUUUAGUGUCGAAUAAAUUUGAUCCUGCAGUGCGUGGCCGUUCAGAUUGGACAGAUUUUCUACAAAACGGUCUUAUCACUAAAUGUUUGAUAACCAAGCUCUUCGAAUCAAAAAGUGGAGAUAAAUUUUUAGGAAAAACAAACGAACUUCUUGAUAUAAUGUUAAAGUUUGAUAUAUUGGUGGAAACUAAUGAAAAUGAAAAAUAUGUAAUGCCAAGCAUGAUGCCGACUGAAUCAUUUGAAGAAUUAUACAAAUCCAUUGAAAUUGACCAUCCAAACUGUACAAGAACUUCUUGGUUUUGUCUCCAAUUUGAAUUUCUUCCUCCAGCCUUCUUUAAUCAUUUUUCUGCUGAGUUUAUGAAGAAAUAUAAACCUACAGAAGCAGAAGGAAAAUCGUUGGCAUUAUUCCGAGGAAUUUGUGUUUUUGACGUUGAGUCUGAAUCUGAAAAGCUUUUGCUAACACUUUCUGCUGAUAGAAUAGCUGUCCAACUCUUAUCGUUUUCCAAAAAACAGAAGAAUAUCGGGAAAAUGUGUAGUACUAUUCGCAAAGAACUGAUUAGUAAAAUCAUAGACAUAGAAAAGAGGUAUAAGUUGACAGUAUCUUACGAACAGCAUUUUAAAUGCAGUACUGGAAAAUAUUAUGAAAAUACAAAGUCCUAUUCAGAUUUGAAAAUUUCAACCGAAUAUUACUGUACUGAUCAUAAAGAAGAACAUAAAUCGGAUGAGAUUUAUAUGCCAUGGAUGAUGGAUGAAGUUAAGGCAGAUAGGAAAAGAAUGAUGCAUAAAAGGCAGGAAUAUCUUGUAUCAGUUGAAUGUAUUCCUAAAAGGAAUGCUAGAAAAGUUGAAUAUUUUGAAGAUAAUGAAGAUAUUGAGAAAAUAGAGACAUCAGUACAAGUUGAAAUUCCACAUUGUGAUGAUUGUGUUGUGGUGUUCCCUUGUAUGCCUGGAGAACCUGCCUUCUGUGAUGCUAGUUGUCCGGAUGAAGGAGGUUGGAUGCUAAGAGCAUUAUAUCGUACAUUAGAUAAAUACGAGGUAGGGAGUACUGUUCAUAUACUAGACAUACUUACGGAUGUAAACAGAGAAAUUAGUCAGUGCGUAUUACCACUUAAUACAUCGAAUCCUGAAUUACAAAUACUUUUAUUGAAAGAGAAGGUUGAACAGAAACUUUGUGAGAAAAAUAUAAGCAAGCAAAUCUUCAGAGAACUCAAUGAAAUACACACAGUGCUAGACGAACUAUACAAGAACACUGGACCUGGAACAUCUGACAAUGUUAACAAAAUAACAUUUAGAACAGAAAAGAUUGUUGGACCAGUGAAACUCAAAGCACAGUCAUGCUUCUACCACAAUUUGGGUUUUGAAGAAUGCGAUAUGACUCUUCAGAAGACAAAAAUAGUAAAAUAA
Molecule: messenger RNA, 3117 nt
Organism: Mytilus trossulus (common blue mussel)
Lineage: Eukaryota; Metazoa; Mollusca; Bivalvia; Mytilida; Mytilidae
Exons: 9
Coding region: 1-3117 (1038 amino acids)
Source: RefSeq, a predicted model, not a curated record